UCGACAAUUUCAUAGACGUGCCAUUAAGAAAAGAGUGUCAGCCCCUUGGUUUGAUCAUGACCAAAAACUGUGUACGUGUUUUGUCAAUUUCGUUCCCAAGUUUCCCAUUUUCCUUUGAACAGGAAGAAGAAAGAAACACUGGAAACGAGGAUGUAACUAGCUUGAUGAAGUUGUGCGUGAUUUCACGCAAGUAUCUUGAUCGCUCUCGAAGUUAGUUCCUUGGUUGCGGACUGUGCGUCAGGUACCCAGUGGUCCGUGACACCAAGUCCGUGCACAAGUUCAUUUCCCUGUCUUCAAAUUGACCAUAGCAUAAAAUAAGUUGUUAACGACGUUAAUCUACUCAGUUGCUCCAAACCAUUCCAUACCAGCUCAAUGUAGGCUAAACAAAUGGACUCCAGCUUUAAUCACGAUUUUAAGCUGUGUAGUAUGCAACCAAUUCUUAAUCAUGGCUAAAAAGUAGUUUAGCAGUAGUUAAAAAUACGUGGAAUAUGCGAAUAAACGUGAACAAAAGGAAUAACGCUCUUUUAAGGGCGCUCCUGGACUCGAGCAAAAGGCAACGACUCACUCGCAGUCAUUUAUAAGCAAAAACUGACUGCCCCUAUAUGACUAGAAAAUAAAACUAAGAUAACAUUACCCUGGCAAUACUUCAUAUACAAUGAAAAGACCAACGAUGUCGAGUGGUUGUUGUUGAACUUAAAAACCUUUACUUUAUUUAGACUCAUCUUUAAUCCAAUGGAUUGACUGUUUGGAUGCUGCGCUGAGGCAAAUAUAAAUUGCGAUUCAAACCCGGAUAAAAGUUUCAUUCGACAGUCGGAGUGAUCACAUAUGCACUUGAUUGUUUCUACUUUAUGAGUUUAUCACUUGACAGUCGUCUUGCGGUAGCGAUGUGAUGGAGCACUUACAACUAAUAACAUGGUUUGAUGCCUCGAUUACAAAAGAAAUCAUGACGAUGCAUAAUAUAAUCAUCAUGAAAAUUCCGCUUCUUCUCUGUAAUAUUACUGGCUGUGACAAUAAAUAUGCGUCUUCCAUCACUUCAAGCUCAAUUCAUCAACUCAUGCAAUGAUGGUGCAUCGUCGUUUGGACGACAUAUUUGUUUUCCUGAUUUUCGUUGCCACUGUGCGUGGUCUAAAUAUAACACGAUGUCUAGGACCUUACAACGAUUCAUACACAUGUCCUGGGCUGUCCGACCCUCCUGAAAGGACACACUGUUGUAUGUGGAAUAGCAAGCCUGCCUGUUGCCCGCAGGGAGGUUCUUCAUGCAGCGACAGUGUUGAUAUCCGAAAUUAUUGCCCGGGUCCUAACGAGGGGGAUGAUCGAACGCAUUGUUGUGUAUGGGACAGCAAGCCUACUUGUUGUCAUCCUGGAGGUUCUACGUGUAAUGACAAUGCUGAUAUCCGAAGUUAUUGCCCGGGUUCUGACGUGAGGAAUGAUCAAACUCACUGUUGUAUUUGGGACAGUAAACCUACUUGCUGUUUUCCAGGAGGUUCUUCAUGCGGUGGUAAUAUUCGAAAUUAUUGCCCAGGCCCAAGCGAUGGAAAGAAUGAUCGUUUCUGCGCACAAAGUAGCAAUUCCGGCAAGACAUACUGCAGCGACAAUGAGUUUGUAACGAAGUACUUAGUUUGGGUCAUCUUCGCAGGGGUUCUGUUUGUUGUGGCUGUUUUUUUCUUUGGGCAUAUGUGUUGUGUUAAAAACUGUUGAGUUCGUCUCUAUCCUUAAUUUGAAGUUGGACAGUAAAAUGUCGUAAGGUAGUUGUAGUUUUGUCGGCUACUCAGUCGGAUGUUGCAGGGGUUGUGCGAUGAUAUCAGAAGUACGGUGUUGUCACUGUGGUAACAGGUGUUAGCUGUUCAUUUAUGUAGUUAGUUUCAGUAGAUCGUUGAGUGUUUUGUCAAUAAAGUCAGCGUUUUAGUUGCUAGCGUGUUAUAUAUUGAUAUCCAGAUAGAACUGCCGUCGAACCUCGACUAACAGUCACCUCUCUGCAACGGCCACUUUUUUUGUCCCUGCGGACGGUCCAUACAUUUACUCUUUGUUAAAGAAUAAAAUGCAAGCAAGAAUGUAUUGGAUAUCUCUUUCUAGUAUUCAUUUGGCGGAUCUAGGGGAGGGGCCCGGGGGGCCCGGU
Messenger RNA from Orbicella faveolata, 2116 nucleotides. RefSeq lists its product as uncharacterized. The record is from RefSeq and is a predicted model, not a curated record. NCBI's taxonomy places the organism in Eukaryota, Metazoa, Cnidaria, Anthozoa, Scleractinia, Merulinidae.